Molecule: messenger RNA, 2307 nt
Organism: Linderina pennispora
Lineage: Eukaryota; Fungi; Kickxellomycota; Kickxellomycetes; Kickxellales; Kickxellaceae
Product: MFS general substrate transporter
Exons: 2
Coding region: 30-1964 (644 amino acids)
Biological process (GO): transmembrane transport
Cellular component (GO): fungal-type vacuole membrane
Molecular function (GO): transmembrane transporter activity
Source: RefSeq, a predicted model, not a curated record
UUUAUAUCUCCCAAUUCGAUUACUAGACCAUGGACCAAAAGCAAAAAGGCACGAAUCCCUUUGACGACGUCAGCCUGCAGAACAGCCCCAAGCAAGCGGGGUCGGAAAGCACGGUGCAGGCGUACCGGCAGUGGCUCGAGGACAGCGACAGCGACACGGUCAAGCACUCGCCUGAAAUCGGCAGCCCGCCGCAAUACGCCGAAAGCCCGCACGCCCCGCACCGGCGGGUGCUCAGCGACUCGCCGGCCAGGCCGUCGGCAUUGUACACGCCGGUAGCAGAGCCCAGGAAUGACCCGCGUGUAUACCUGGAGCAGCCGAUCAUCGGACCGACGGUGCCGCGCAUCAAGCCCGCGCGCUCCAUGCCACCAGAGCCCAUCGCCAAGCAGGACAAAUCGCCGAGCCGGUUCCUGAACAUGCCCAAGCAGCUGGCCAAGCAAAUCUACAGAACCGUGGGGCGGACAUUGACGAGCCAAAGGCUCAAAAGCACCUCGCCGCAGUCGGCGCCCGUCGAGCACUCGGGCAGCAUGGACAGCCUGUUUGCUGGUGCCACAAGGCAGAACCGCCUGAGACACGCCGAGCGCAUUAGGCGCACGCCUCUGCAUCCGUCGCUGGUCGAGGUCAACAUGGAGCGCAGCGGCCAGGCCCGGGCGGCGUCUAGCAAGCCCGAGAUCAAAGAAGGAAGCAAUGUCGAGUGGGAGUACCACCGCAUGGACGCAGGCCGCGGGUGGGAGUGCGUUCUGUGGGCGUUCCUAUGUAAUUUCGGCGUGGGCUCGGCGCCCGGCACAUUUGCGGCCUUCCAGGUGCAUUACCAGGACAAUGCCAGCCAGCGCGACCCAGCCAUGCUCGAUGAGUCAGCCCACACCACGCAUGCAUUGACCAAGACCUCGCUGACGUAUAUUUCGCUGAUCGGUGCGUUGCUAAUGGCGGUCUGUGCGGCAGCGUCAGGUAUGGCUGGGGCGUUCUCGGACCGCACAGGCCCGCGCGCCAGCGCUUUGACCGGGGCGUUUGUCAGCGCUUUGGCGUUGCUGGUGGGCUCGUACUCGGACGACCUCCGAAUGCUCAGCAUCGUCCAGGGCGCCGUGCAGGGCGUGGGUGUGGCAUUGGUUGCGGUGCCUGCGUAUAUGGUGCCUGCGCACUGGUUCGAGCGGCACCGCGCAUUGGCCUCGGGCUUGUCCCUGGCCGGCACUGCCCUGGGCACAGCCUGUCUGACGCCGGCGCUCCACGCGCUGCUUUCGCGUCACGGCAUGCAGACCGCCAUGCGUGUGCAGGCGCUGGUGGCACUGGUAUCCGGCAGCGUCGGCAGCGCCGGACUGCAGACGCGCGUGGCAGUGGCCAGGCCGAGAAGAAUCACAUGGAAAGUCUUCUAUGACAUGCGGCUGGCAGUGCUGGCUCUGGUGGCAUUGCUGGCAGGCGCGUCGCUGACGCUGCAGCUUCUGUGUUUGCCGGGGUUUGCGCAUCUGCUGGGGAUGACGGAGCGGUUGCAUGCAGUGUAUGCGCUAGGGGCAGCCGCGUGCGUGGGUCUGGUGGCCGGCGGACUGGUGGCAGACCGCACCGGAUACAUUGCCGGCAUCGGGCUGAGCCAGCUGGCCAUGGGGGCAUUCACACUGGCGCUGUGGCUACCGGCGCGCGGACCGGCGGUGUUUUUCGCGUACGUCGUGUGCUACGGGCUGGCUAUGGGGGUUCUGGGCGCGGUACUACCGGCCAGCAUCAUGCAGAUGUUUGGGAUUGCGCGGGCCUUCACCAUGCUGGGCAUAGCUACCAUGGCUGCGGCUGUGGGCGUGCUGGCCACACUGCCCAUGGCCGUGGAGUUCCAGCAGCGCGCCAGCCAGAACCGCAGUGUGCAGUUUCUGAUUGGCAUCAGCGGCGGGCUGUCGAUAUUGGCGGGCAUUGCUGCCCUGCUGCUGCCGUAUCUGCAGCGCCGGCAUCUAAUGAGGGUGCUGAACAAGAGCGUUUGGGUGGAGUAGGAGGAUUUAUUUCUGUUCUUCUUCGGGCGUGCGGGUUACCAGGGCCAUUGCAUGGAUGCCGCCGUCCAUGGCCAUCUCGUGCUUGAACAGACUGUAGAUGCUGCGCUGGCGCUGUAGCAGGCGCUGGCCCGCGAACUGCGAGGAGACGACUUUGAUUUUGAAAUGCGUUUCGGUGCUGGUUACGCCCUGCAUGGGCGCGUGGUGCCGGUGCUUGUGCGACUCGUUUUCGAUCUCCAGCACCGUCGGCGCAUAGGCUGCUUCGAUGCGCUGCCGGAUAAGCUGCUCCAGGGGCCCGGGCGCAGUGGUCAUUUUCUGGCGGAGGGCAGAAAGAACGCGCAUUUAA